Molecule: messenger RNA, 2026 nt
Organism: Entamoeba nuttalli P19
Lineage: Eukaryota; Evosea; Mastigamoebida; Endamoebidae
Exons: 1
Cellular component (GO): membrane
Source: RefSeq, a predicted model, not a curated record
AUGGAUGUAGUUAAUGAUGAACCGAUAUUUACAGGGGAUGUACCAUCAAGAAUAACUGGUGUUAGUACUAGUAAUAUGGUAAUAAAUGGAGCAUCAUCAAGUACUUGUCAAGCAAUAGGAAGUUUCAGUAAUUCUGAUAAUUCAAGAAACACUUUCAUAAAAAGUGAAAUGUCUGAUCUUGGAUGCUUAUCCAAAUUAUGGAUUGUUUGUUCAAAGAAAACAUUAUCUUAUAAAUGUCCAGGCAAUACACAAUGCACAUUCAAAGCAUCAACAACAGAACUAAAUGCAUCUGAUAAGGCUAGUUAUAUUGAUCAAGAAAACUGUCCAUGUUCUGAAGCAGGGUCAGAAAUAUUUACCACAGGAUGUGAAACAAAUAUUCCAUCGAAUGUGUCAGGAAUAAUCAAGGAUAUGAAAGGGUCUAUUGAGACAUUGACUGUAGAUACUGAUGGAGUAGAGAUUGAAACAUCAAAUGUUUUGAGUAUUUCAACAAUGAGAAUAAGAGGAGUUAAUCAGUUUAAAGGAAGUCAAGCUAUUAAAGUAGAUAUUGUUGAUAUUUUCACGUCACUUCCUACAAGAGUAACGUUUGAUAAUCCAGUCAGUAUUUCAGCAACUCAAUUGAGUGGGUCAAGUGUCUUUUUCUUCUUUAAGAAUGAAGUUAGUAUUAUACUUGGAACAACAAAAGGACAAACAAUAAAAUCAGGAGCAUCAGUUUCAUUGAGUAGUACACUUAGUAAUGAUCAAAACAUAGAAGUAAUAACAACUGAAGAAAUGAAAGAAGCCGACUUAUUCAUAAGUAGUAACAAACAAGUUAAAUUAGGAGGAAGUCUUUAUUCAAAGACAUUAACAAUUACAAAUACUAAAGAAACAACAGAUGAAGAAGCUAUGUUUAUGAUACCAACAGGAAAAGAAUUUAAUGCAAAUAAAUUGAAAGUAGUUUCUAGUUAUCUAAAGAGUUACAAAAUAGUUGAAACAUCAGAUAUUAAUUAUGUUAAUAUUGGAGAAUAUUCAGAUGGAGUUUAUAUUGAUAAGUACAAGAGUUAUGCAACAUAUGGAACAAAAGGAAAAAGAAGUUCAGAUAUUAUAUGUUCAAUGAAAAAAGAAGGAAUACAAUCAGGAGUUAUUGCAUUUGAUGAUAAAAAUACAAACACAAGUUGGGAUAGAGCAGGAUGUUCAUGUGAUGGAGAGUCAUGUCAAGUUAAUAUGAUAAGUGAUAGUGAUUAUCGUAUGACCGGAAUUAAUUAUGAAUUUGUUAAGAGUAUUUUCAUAAAGAAUGGUAAUGAUUUAAAAACAUAUACUAGUGUAUUAGAAGGAGAUAAGAUUCAAGGAGAAAAUAUUGAAGUUGAUACAGGAAAUAUAGAAUUUAGAGUAGGAAAAAUUCAAAUGAAUAAAUUAACUAUUCAGAAAGAAUCUACUAUUUCAUUUAUUGGAAUAAACAAUACUAGUACAAUUGAAAAUAUUGUUUUAAUUAAACCAGGAACUACAUCUAUUUUAGUUAAAGAUGGAAUUACUCCAUUAACAUUAAAAAUCAACAAUGACAAUAAUACACUUAAUUCUAUUACAUUACAGAAUAGUCGUAGAGUAAUAAUAUCAAACACACAAACUACAAUUAAUUUAGGAGAAGUUAAUAUUGAGAAUAGUCAGUUAUAUCUUGAUAGUGGAAACUAUGAAUUUAAUGAAAAAACAAUCAAUUUCAUUGUUAACUCAAAUGACUUUAUGAUGGUUAUGGGACCAAGUACUCAAAUUAAUAGUAACAAUCGAGAAAUAAAAACAAUGAAUUUCAAUAUUAAAAUUGAAAAAGAAUUAGAAGGACCAAUAUACUUAUUAAGAACAUCUUAUCAAAACUUUAUUAGUAGGUUCGGAGUUAAAUUCAGAGUCACAUCCAAUAAUCGUCUUAAAGGAGAACCAACGAAUGCAAAAGACUCAAAAUAUGAACUAACACAGGUUUGUCGUAUUUAUGUUGCAUUAGUACCAAAAGGAUACACAAUAACAGAAUGUCCAAAAGAUCCAUGUGGAACAAAUGAAGCAG